This is a messenger RNA of Zophobas morio, 1524 nucleotides long. RefSeq lists its product as uncharacterized. Lineage: Eukaryota; Metazoa; Arthropoda; Insecta; Coleoptera; Tenebrionidae. The record is from RefSeq and is a predicted model, not a curated record. The transcript is spliced from 2 exons. The coding region runs from base 1 to 1524 and encodes 507 amino acids. Gene Ontology annotation, molecular function: catalytic activity.
AUGUCUACAACCACAACUUUGAACGCUUACAACCGUAUCAUAACCCCUAGAGGACGAAGAAACAGGUCUCCCGUUUCCGUCUGUCUGCCGUCCCGCAUAGCAAAGGGUGGAAUAAUAACAGGCAUUAAGGAAGAUGUAGAAGAAAUAGAGGAAGAGAGAAUUAAAUCAGUUGAAGGAAUACAAGAGAGAAGAAUUAAAAUAGGGGACAAUAGUUGGAGGAUAAUGACAGUAUACAGUCAGAACGUAAAAAAGACCAGUAGAGAUUUAGAUGAAAUAAAUUAUGAAAUAGAUGAAAAAUAUUGCUUGGUGGUAGGCGGGGAUUUCAAUGCUAGAAUUGGAAACAAGGGAGCUGAAUGGGAGUGGGACAAGGAAAAGGAUGAGGGAAAAAGGAAAUCAAAAGACCGAACAGAGAACAAAGAAGGAAAGAAACUGUUGGAGUUGGUAGAGGAAAAGGGAUGGAAAAUACUGAAUGGGAAUACAGAAGGUGACAAAGAGGGUGAAUACACAUAUAUAGGGGGGCAAGGGAGAUCAGUUAUAGAUUAUGUUAUCUGUAAUGAAAUAGCGGACCAUGGCAUCAGAGAUAUGGAGGUUGGAAUAAGGAGCGACUCAGAUCACCUACCAACAAUUACACAGGUGGAAAAGACUAAGAAGGAAGAGUUAGAGAACAGAAGAGAAAAAGAGAUAUACGAAUGGAAUGAGAAGUCGAUUGAAGAAUAUAGAAGAAAACUGAGAGAGUACAAUACAGGAGGAGGAACAGUGGAAGAGAUGGCCAGAAAACUAAAAGUAGAGAUGGGGAAGGCAUCUCGUAAGAAGGUUAUCAAAAUGGGAGGAAUAGAAAAGAGGGGAAUUUCAUGGUGGGACGAAGAAUGCUGGCAGAAGAAAAUAGAAGUAAGAAGGAAAUUGAGACGAUGGCUAAAGAACAGAGGUAAUGAAAAGGAAUAUAGAAAAGAAAUUAAGGACUAUAAGAAAUUAAUAAAAGAGAAGAAAGCAAAGAAACAGGAUGAAGAAGACCAGAAAUUAAAGGAUAUAAGAACGGAAGCGGAAGCAUGGAAAUAUAUAAACCAAGAAAGGAAGAUAAAAACGGGACCAAGUAAGAACAUCAAGAUAGAAGAAUGGCGGGAAUAUUUUAUAAGAAUUUUAGAAGGCGCAGAAACUAACGAAGAACAGAAGACAGAAGUAAAUAGACAGGAAACAGGCACAAUAGAAGAAAGGGAAGAAAUAGGGAAGGAAGAGGUGAUAAGAGUAAUAGGGAAAAUGAAGAAAGGAAAAGCUGCAGGAAUAGACGGCAUUCAGAACGAACACUGGAUUUACGCAACAGAGAAUAUAGUUGAGGGACUCACGAAAAUGUUAGAUAAGAUCUGGAAAGGAGAAGGGUUACCAGAAGAAUGGAGAGUGGGGUUAAUCAGUCCCCUGCACAAGAAAGGAAACAGAGAAAAAGUAGAAAACUAUAGAGGAAUUACGUUGUUGAAUACAACUUACAAGAUCUACAGUUCCUUUUACAACAUAAGUUGGAAAGGGAUAUAG